Messenger RNA from Copidosoma floridanum, 658 nucleotides. Its product is annotated as flavin reductase (NADPH). Gene Ontology annotation, molecular function: biliverdin reductase [NAD(P)H] activity; riboflavin reductase (NADPH) activity. The record is from RefSeq and is a predicted model, not a curated record. Lineage: Eukaryota; Metazoa; Arthropoda; Insecta; Hymenoptera; Encyrtidae.
UGGUGCGUGGUUGGAUCUAUUUUAAUGGGGAACAUGAAGAAAAUCGUGAUUUUCGGUGCAACAGGGAUGACCGGUUCGUGCUCGCUCGAGCAUGCCGUCAAAGCAGGUCUCAAGACAAGAGCAUUUGUUAGGGAUGAGAACAAAGUUCCUGAACACCUCAAAGACAAGGUUGAAAUUUUCGUUGGAGACGUGACGAAUGCUGAACAGGUGUCACACGCUGUAUCUGACAUGGAUGGUGUUGUUGUUGUACUUGGAACUAGAAAUGAUUUGAAACCAACAACUGUUUUGUCUGAUGGUAUGAAAAAUAUCAUCAGUGCCAUGAAGAAGCAUAAUGUUCAGAUCGUUUCCGUUUGCUUAUCAGCAUUUUUAUUCCGUGAGCCUGAAAAAGUUCCUGUAAUUUUCAAAGAUUUAAAUGCAGAUCACCAAAGGAUGUUUGACCUCGUCAAAGCAUGUGGAUUGAAUUGGAUUGCCUGUUUGCCACCUCAUAUAACAGAGUUGCCUGCGAGUCCGAAAUAUACAAUUGAGUAUGACAAGUCACCAGGACCAGCCAUCUCCAAACAUGACCUGGGUGAAUUUUUAAUAAAGAGUUUGGAUCAACCAGAACAUUAUCAGAAAGUUUGUGGUAUAGCAACUUGUUCUUGAUUUGCAAAAAUGAAUA